UAAAAUUACAGUCCUAAAAACGCAGCGCCAUGGGAAAGACCUCCGAUUGUUGGGCAUUUCUGCGCCGCGGCGAUCCUAAAAACGCACCCAUCUCUUCUAUCCCUAGAACUGGUCUCGUCUGUGAUGCAGCUGCAGCUGCAGAAACCCUCGAUUUCAAUGGUACCCAUGAAGCUCGGAAUUCUUCUUCUGAUAAUUCCAAGCCAUUGCAGACUGUAGUGAGUAAAAAGCAUCCAUGCCAGCUUCUUCAGUUUACAUUUCAGGAACUGAAAUCUGCCACUGGAAGCUUUAGACCUGACAGCAUUAUUGGGGAAGGAGGAUUUGGGUUUGUUUUCAAAGGUUGGAUAGAGGAAAAUGGAACCUCUCCAGCCAAACCAGGAUCAGGGAUCACUGUUGCAGUCAAGAAUUUAAAGCCAGAUGGUGCUCAGGGUCAUAGAGAAUGGGUGGCUGAGGUUGAUUUCCUUGGGCAACUUCACCAUCCUAAUCUUGUUAAACUCAUUGGGUAUUGUAUAGAAGAUGAUCAACGUCUUCUUGUUUAUGAAUUUAUGGCUCGUGGAAGCCUUGAAAAUCAUCUAUUUAGAAGAACCGUUCCACUACCUUGGGCUAACAGGAUCAAAACAGCACUUGAUGCUGCAAAAGGCUUGGCUUUUCUCCAUGGAGGCCCUGAACCUGUCAUUUAUAGAGAUUUCAAAACAUCCAACAUUUUACUUGAUUUAGCAUACAAUGCCAAGCUUUCGGACUUUGGCUUGGCAAAGGCGGGGCCUCGUGGAGACAAAACUCAUGUGUCUACACGGGUUGUGGGAACAUAUGGCUACGCGGCUCCUGAAUAUGUAAUGACAGGACAUUUAACUUCAAAGAGCGAUGUGUAUAGCUUUGGUGUUGUGCUACUCGAGAUCCUAUCAGGCAGGCGAUCUUUGGACAAGAAACGACCAAGUGGUGAACGCAAUCUUGUUACUUGGGCUAGACCAUAUCUAGCCGUCAAGAGAAAGGUUUACCAUCUAGUGGACCCUCGACUAGAACUAAAUUACUCUAUUAAAGGAGCACAGACCAUUGGACAACUUGCUUACAACUGUCUCAACCGAGAUCCAAAAUGUCGCCCUUCAAUGGACGAAAUUGUAAAAGACCUUAUCCCUUUACAAGAUCUCAAUGACUCCGCCUUAUUGUUUUAUCAAUCGCGUGUGUCUCAUCAAACAAGUCUUAGAAAGAAAACCGAUGGAACUCGAGCUCAGCAAUUGGCCUAUAACCGAUCGAUGAGCAUUCCAAAAUGAAUGAUUUUAGUAUUGUUAUUAUUCCUCUUUUUUUCUUUUUGGGUGCUUGCUUGAAGUUUGACAGAGAGCUAUCAAUGUAUAGGUUUGUUCAAUUAGUAGUUCUUUUAGCAGAAGAUCUAACCGUUGAUCAUGAUGGUUUUCUGUAACUCUUGAUUAAUGAUAUCUUUCUGAUUUAU
This is a messenger RNA of Impatiens glandulifera, 1441 nucleotides long. Its product is annotated as serine/threonine-protein kinase PBL34-like. The transcript is spliced from 6 exons. Gene Ontology annotation, molecular function: protein kinase activity; ATP binding. The record is from RefSeq and is a predicted model, not a curated record. Gene Ontology annotation, biological process: protein phosphorylation. Bases 30 to 1265 code for a protein of 411 amino acids. NCBI's taxonomy places the organism in Eukaryota, Viridiplantae, Streptophyta, Magnoliopsida, Ericales, Balsaminaceae.